AUGAAUUAUUCAAUAACUUGUGAAGAAUCCGAUAUUAAAAGAAGUUUUAUUUCUGCUAAUGAAGAGAUCAAAACAAAUCAAAUUAUCUUACCAAAUUAUCAAAGCUCAAUGUAUACUAGUAAACCAAUAAAAACUAAAGAAGUUAAACUAGCGUACGAAUCAACUAAAUUAUAUGAAUCAGCUAAAUAUAAAGAUUCGACAAUGUGCGAUCUUGAUCUUGAUAUGAUGCAAUUAUAUUAA
Molecule: messenger RNA, 240 nt
Organism: Dentiscutata erythropus
Lineage: Eukaryota; Fungi; Glomeromycota; Glomeromycetes; Diversisporales; Gigasporaceae
Source: the annotation of a GenBank genome assembly